Enterospora canceri is the source of this 765-nucleotide messenger RNA. Lineage: Eukaryota; Fungi; Microsporidia; Enterocytozoonidae. The record is from the annotation of a GenBank genome assembly.
AUGAUUUUUGAAAUAUCCGAUUUCUGCCUAAACUACCUCAACGGCUCCUUCUUCGAGUCAGCCCGCCUUGCUGCGACCAGGCCGCCAGCCACCCGCCUCCUCUUCGCAUGCAUGGCCUUCUACGUCGCCUUCUUUGGAAUUGCCUCAUACACACUCUCAUACAUUCUACUACAGCUUCUACUCCUCUACAGCAUCACAAAUAAGAUCCAUUUGAACACGCUCAGGUUCAUUUCAAACAACAUCUCGCACCAAAUGACACUCUCGUUAGUUCAGGGCGUCACCACGUCCCUGGUCAUAGGCGUCCUUGUUUCCGUGCUCCUGCACGUCGUCUACAGACUCACUGCGUCUCACACGAUGUCUCUUGCCAACCGCUACAUCGUGGCGUACACUGGCAUCGUGGCUGACCACAUUCUGGCUCCAUUUCGCCAUUUUGAGGCAGUUGGCCGCAACCAGGCUGAGACUGAGGUUGUGCUUGGCUUCGGUGUCUCUCACGUGGCCAUUCUCCUCUGCUUCCGCCUCAUCUACAACCACACCACGCACUUCUGCAUCUUUCUCUUUUCAUUUGGUGGCUCCUACUUUCUGGUUCGAAUGUCGCCUGCCUUCUUUGACGAUUUGUCGCUUAUUCCCGCAUUUCUGGUUAAUUCUGUUGUGAUGCUCUGUGGAGUCUGCUCACAGAUGUGGAUUGUACGAAACAGGAUGUGGUACAGAAACAUCGACGUGGUAUUGGAUACAAGCAAGCAGAGGAUUGCUGGUAUCAGAGGCUAG